AUGGAGACCAGAGCCCUCUGGCUAAUGCUGCUGGUCCUGCUUGCGGGGUCCUCUGGGGUAGCUUCGGAGUAUGUUGGCCUGUCUCCAAGCCAGUGUAUGGUCCCGGCAAAAGUCAGGGUGGACUGCGGUUACCCCAAAGUCACACAAGAGCAGUGCAACAACCGUGGCUGCUGCUUCGACUCCAGCAUCCCGAAUGUGCCCUGGUGCUUCAAGCCUCUGCAGGAGACAGGCAAGGUACGACUAGUGAUAAAGGUGCUUGCUGCCCAGACUGAUGACGUGGAUUCAAUUCCUGAAACCCACAUAGCGGUGGAGGAGAAUUGA
Peromyscus eremicus (cactus mouse) is the source of this 321-nucleotide messenger RNA. It is a transcript of the gene Tff3, whose product is annotated as trefoil factor 3. The coding region runs from base 1 to 321 and encodes 106 amino acids. NCBI's taxonomy places the organism in Eukaryota, Metazoa, Chordata, Mammalia, Rodentia, Cricetidae. The transcript is spliced from 3 exons. Gene Ontology annotation, biological process: maintenance of gastrointestinal epithelium. The record is from RefSeq and is a predicted model, not a curated record.